CAAGUGGUCAGUGCCAGUGACGUCAGGCCAAAGUAGGCCACCACCACCCAUCGCUACCGCUUUAGCCAGCCAACGCCGCCCUGCGCAUCCGCGUCAUGGCCACCUCCUGUCGGCAGAGCAGAGUCCUGCCCAUGUCCUUGCCCCUGCCCCUGGCCAUCCCGCUGCCCCUGGUGCUGGUGCUAUCGCUGCACCUGUCCGGCGUCUGCGGCGUCAUCGAUCGCCUGGUCGUGCAGACAUCCUCCGGACCCGUGCGCGGUCGCUCCGUGACGGUGCAGGGCAGGGAGGUGCAUGUCUACACGGGCAUCCCCUACGCCAAGCCGCCCGUCGAGGACCUGCGCUUCCGAAAGCCGGUUCCCGCGGAGCCCUGGCACGGUGUCCUCGACGCCACACGGUUAUCCGCCACCUGCGUCCAGGAGCGUUACGAGUACUUCCCCGGCUUCUCCGGCGAGGAGAUCUGGAACCCCAACACCAACGUGUCCGAGGACUGCCUCUACAUAAAUGUCUGGGCGCCGGCAAAGGCCCGACUUCGCCAUGGGCGGGGUGCCAACGGGGGCGAGCACCCCAAUGGCAAACAGGCGGACACUGACCAUCUCAUCCACAACGGAAAUCCGCAGAACACGACCAACGGACUGCCGAUUCUGAUCUGGAUCUAUGGCGGUGGCUUCAUGACCGGAUCGGCCACCCUGGACAUCUACAAUGCGGAUAUCAUGGCCGCCGUGGGCAAUGUGAUAGUGGCCUCCUUCCAGUAUCGAGUUGGCGCAUUUGGGUUCCUGCACCUGGCGCCGGAAAUGCCGUCGGAGUUCGCGGAAGAGGCGCCCGGCAAUGUGGGCCUAUGGGAUCAGGCACUCGCCAUUCGUUGGCUGAAGGACAACGCCCAUGCUUUUGGCGGAAAUCCGGAGUGGAUGACCCUGUUCGGGGAGUCGGCUGGAUCCAGUUCGGUGAAUGCCCAGCUCAUGUCGCCGGUGACCAGGGGCCUGGUCAAGCGGGGCAUGAUGCAGUCGGGCACCAUGAACGCCCCCUGGAGCCACAUGACCUCCGAGAAGGCCGUGGAGAUCGGCAAGGCGCUGAUCAACGACUGCAACUGCAAUGCAUCCAUGCUGAAGACCAAUCCCGCUCACGUGAUGAGCUGCAUGCGUUCCGUGGACGCCAAGACCAUAUCGGUGCAGCAGUGGAACUCCUACUCGGGCAUCCUCAGCUUCCCCUCGGCGCCCACCAUCGAUGGUGCGUUCCUGCCGGCGGAUCCCAUGACGCUGAUGAAGACGGCGGAUCUGAAGGACUACGACAUCCUGAUGGGAAAUGUCAGGGAUGAGGGCACUUACUUCUUGCUGUACGAUUUCAUCGAUUACUUCGAUAAGGACGAUGCCACGGCCCUGCCACGGGACAAAUACCUGGAAAUUAUGAACAACAUUUUUGGCAAGGCAACGCAAGCGGAACGCGAGGCCAUCAUUUUCCAGUAUACCAGUUGGGAAGGCAAUCCUGGCUAUCAGAACCAGCAGCAAAUCGGACGCGCCGUGGGCGAUCACUUCUUCACCUGCCCCACCAACGAGUAUGCCCAGGCUCUGGCGGAGCGAGGCGCCUCCGUGCACUACUACUACUUUACACACCGCACAAGCACCUCGUUGUGGGGCGAAUGGAUGGGCGUGCUGCACGGCGAUGAGAUCGAGUACUUCUUUGGCCAGCCGCUGAACAACUCCCUGCAGUAUCGACCUGUGGAGCGUGAGCUGGGCAAGCGUAUGCUCAGUGCGGUCAUCGAGUUUGCCAAGACGGGAAAUCCCGCACAGGAUGGCGAGGAGUGGCCCAACUUCUCCAAGGAGGAUCCCGUCUACUAUAUUUUCAGCACCGACGAUAAGAUCGAGAAAUUGGCCAGGGGUCCUUUGGCGGCUCGCUGCUCGUUCUGGAACGAUUACUUGCCAAAAGUCAGGAGUUGGGCAGGUACUUGCGAUGGCGAUUCGGGAAGUGCUUCCAUAUCCCCGAGGCUCCAGCUCCUUGGAAUCGCUGCUCUGAUCUACAUCUGCGCCGCAUUGAGAACCAAAAGGGUUUUCUAAAAGAAAACCACUCCCGGAAAAUACGACAUAUACACACACACUGGAACACACACACACACCCCAUCACAGCCACAACCAUACACACUUAAAGUUAGAACACGUAUAUUAAUAAAAUGUAGCAAACAGAGGGAAACUAAAUUUUUAGUAGGCGCAGACAUUUGUGUAGGAGCAGGUGAUUUGUUUACAGAACUUAGUAGGAUCGGUUUGAGCAAUUCGAUGGCAAUUGCUGAACAUUUGUAAAUUGAACUUAGAGCUCUACGCACCCCUAGGCAGUCAGAUGGUCGGGCAGGGUCCUUUGAAGGACUCUGGACAUCCUGGCCAGACUCCAGAGACCACUGUAGCCACAUGCCACUUGCCACGCGCCAUAGGCCAGGCCCAAACCAAAUUGUUUUUUGUGGAGCACAAUGCUAAAUCGCUUAAUUUGAAAAAUUGGCCAAGGGAUGGGCGGAAUUUUUGAUAAAUAUUAAUGCAGAUAGAACUCAAAUGUUUGUCAUUUUGCCUUUGUGGCAGCCAAAAAGAAACAAAGUUUACAGAUACUCGUUUACCGAACGGAAAACUCGCUCAGAUGACAGACACUUUUUUGCCAUGCCCACAUUCUUGAGCGAUAUUUGAGCGCAUUUAAUGGCACAAUUUUAGCAUUCAGUUCAAACCGAAAAAAGUCCUUGUUGCCUGAAGAUAGUUGGCCAAAUUGCAUUGGUUUCAUGCUUAGGUGAGGGUUCGUUUGAUUUCGAUUCACAUUCCAAAGGAAAACUACACUCGAAAAUUGUAACCACUCGAUUCUUAUGAGAAAACCCAAAUGGACAUUUUCGGAAAAUCAACAAUUGUAUUGUACAAAAAUUGGCAUUGGUUUAUUAGAAGAAGAAAACUAGAAGUUAAAACCAAAAAAAAAACGAGGAAUAGUAGCCCCAAAUCAAGCACUACACAAGACAAAUUUUUUCGAAACGAACAAAGCGAAACAAAUUGAACAAAUUGUAAUAAAGAAUCGAUCGAAAAUGAGAUUUAAGCGUAGUACGGGGCAAAGACGAAGAUGAUAUUUAUAAUGCAAAACAUAUCAGUAUAUUAUUGUAUUUGUACUAAACGUUUUACAAAUUGGCUUAGUGAGAAAAUUGGACGGAGGAAGAUGAAAUGAUUUAAUACUAAAUAAUGGUAAUUAGAAAUUUUAUACACAUAGCGAAAUUGGAUCAAUGAUUAACACAAAACGUAUUGUAUGAUGAGUAACGUAUAUGUACUUGGUAUGUCUAUAUCUAUAAAUAAAUAUUGUUCAAAACGUAAAUCCAAAAAAUGAAAGAUCAUUGUCAACCCUAGAGUUCAGUGUGUGUCGCAGACUAAAUGAGAGAUAAUGAGUAAAAGUAAAAGUAAACGUAAACGUAAUCGUAAUUGUAACCCGUAAUCGUAACCGUACUCUGUAAUCGUAUUAAAGGCAUAUCAAUAUGUAUUAACUAUGGAAAUCGAAAACCUUUCGAAAUUUAUUAAGGUAAGCCACACUGAUAUUAAUUAAGUUAUUUUUAUCAACAAUUAUUAUAAUACCACACACUAUCUGAUAAUACAUAGAUUCAAAAAGUAUUAGACUUAUGAAGAACAACAACAUUAACUGUUUGCUAACAUUUGAAAGUUUUAAAACCAACCAAUAAAUAAGAAAACCCUAAACCCUAAACCAAAAGUAAAACCACAUGGGAAACCCAAUCAAAUAAGCGAUUAUUGAAUUGUAUUGUAUUAGGUAUGAACUGUGGUCGAGGCCUACUGAGCGAUGUUCGCUUUCAACUGUAGCAUCUAGGAAAAUUUAUGUGACCCUCUAGCCAGGUGACGAAUGCACUUAGGACACUGUAUUCGAUUCCGUUAUAUCUGAUACUACUCGUACUCAACACCAAUGCAAGCAACGAUAGCAAGCCACUCACUUAGAAAUCUCCCCAUAGUUAUACGACAAUUGCACCACGAUUAACGAAUAAUUCAACAAUUGAGCGAGAAGCGAAAGGGAAGAAUCAGCAGAUCCACAAGGCAUUCCUAAGUUAUGCAUUACUUUAAAUACUUCUUAAAGGGACAAACAACAAGACAAGAACAACUAACAAAACGAAAACAAGCAAGCAAACAAACAAAUAAUAACACUGCAUGAUGCAAAUUAAUAACUUAAACAAAAGGAUUUUUUAAAUAUAUGUGGAACAUUUAUAUUUUUAUACCAUGCAAGAAGCGAAAUGAAAACAAAAACCGAAAUUGCGUAAAAAGGAAGUAUUAACAAACGAUAAAUAACUUUAAAAUUUUGUACUAAUCCAUUGUCUAAAACUGUGGACACGAAAAUGUGUGAGACGAACUCCAAGAUGACUAGCUUUAAUCCCUAUUCCCUAUCCCUAUGAUUGCACCACGUUCGCCUCUUAACCGAAAUACCGAUAAAAAAAAUGGAAAAAAAAGUAAAUAAACCUAGGUAUAUAAAGUAAACGAUUCCAAGACUAGACUUGAAAGUUAAUCCAUUCAGUAGAGACGAGUGGGCCAAAGCGAGUGCUGCCUGUGACCCGAUCACGCCCACUUGGCCGGCCUCCAAGGUCAGGUGGGAUCACGAGGUCAGAGGUCAUCAGAGGCAGUAUUUACUGUGCGUCCACUCACGGUGAGCAUAGAGUUAAUGAAUAUCACACAGAAAAUACACCAGUUUACCGUGUAUUAUGCCUUCUGCCUUCGAAAAAAAAGAGAAGUGAAAAGUACUCAUUCUACGACUACGUUGAUAUUACCAUUUAUAUGCAUUUCCAACCUCCCCUCUUAUUUUCGUCUCACCCGAAAUUAGGAAUAUUUUUUUGUCAUUUUGCAUGGUUUUCGGCUCAAGCCAAAGAAUUGACAAUAUAAUAUUUCGCCUUAGAAGCAAAGGAGCAAACGAAUUAAAGACAAAUUCCAAGUGUUAUGCUUAUAGAUCUAAAUUUUUAUACAUGGACAUGGACACUUCGUCGUCUGAUUUUUUGGUAAACGUGCACUAAUCGCUACUCGUAUGAUUUGUACAGAUUAUUGCUUUCGUUGCGGUUCUUCCAGGUCAUCUUUAUAAAGUAUAUUAUAUAUAUAUUAAUGUAAACGAUAGGACAACCACACACACGCACCCACUCACUCUCACACGAACACAUCUCAGUGUGCUUUUGCUGUAGUAGUCUGCCAAUUGUAAAAGAAUUUAUAUAUAAACGAAUCGAAACGGAAACGGAACCACUCAUAUUCUAAUUUAUGAUAAUAAUGAAAGCAUGCUGGUCACACUUAAACACACACGCAUACCCCCACAAGCCAACACACAUGCACACACAGCCAGAAACUCUUCAUAGAAGGACGAAGCGUAGGAAUAGGAAAUACAUACAUGAGCAGGAUCCUUAGACGGUUAAUGUGUUUGUGUUUUGUAUAAAACAGCGACACCCAAACCGGUGUAGAGGAAACAUAGUUCAAGUUUUUGUUUAUUGUGUAUUAAGAACAAGUUAAAAAUUGUAUCAGCUACGACAUCUGAUAAUAAAAUCGAAAUCUAGGUGGUAGACAAAACUCUCUGUACAAUGUAAUAAAUAUGUUGAUUGCUAUACAAUAGACUACAAUACACACUCACAGAAAGCAAGAAAAAUAUAAAUCUGAAUCUGAUAAAGUUAAAAUACCAUAAAACUGAAGAAACCAGGCACAGAAAUGCAUUUGACAUCACAACAAUUCUCACAAUUAGUCUUAAAGGCAGAGGAGAGGUUUAGUAACUUAAAUACAGAGUCUUUUAUGUAUAAAAAUCAAAUACAUAUCAAUAUAUGGCCUAUGGUUUAUUUAGUUUAAUUAUAUAUUAUGAAUAGCACACUCGAAAGCAGCAGGUGUGCAGUAAGGCUCUGAUUUAUGACUUUUUAAGUAGGCAAUUUGUAAAAAUUAAGCAGCAAGCAACACAAUACAAGCAGAUACAAGCCAGAGAACGGAAAACAAAACAAAUUGUGGUUAAAUAUGUGUUCUUACUUGUUAGUGGUAAUAAAACAAAGGUAAAAGUUUAACAAACGCAAAUUAAGCAAACCAAACUGUAAUUAUAACUGUUAGCUUUUAAUCAUGCCAAGCAUUUUCCGUUCGAUUCCCCCGAAUUUCGUUGCGAAAACUCGCUUGAAACCCUAUGUUUUCACUUAGAACACACGGAUUAGCUUAUAUUGCAAACUGUAGUGGCCCCAAACAACACACUCACACACCCAUGGGAGCACCCACACGACGACAACUGCCCGUUUGAGUAAUGUGUAAUGGCUAUGGAACUACUUAAUGGCUAACAAACACUCGUCGCGGGCAGCACUAAUGCAAAUAAAGUUAAAAGGUAGCUAAAAAUAACAACUAAGACCACUUUUGCUCGAGCAAAAGAGCAAAAGUCACGAGCAGAUCGAAAAUUAAUAAAUCGAAACUCAUAAAAGUGGACACAGACACCCAAACACAUACUCGUGCAGUUAGUACAAUGGCAGCUCCAAAAGUCCUCAUCUUGUGUUCCAAAUUUGAAUAUAUAUUAUAUACAUAUGAUUUGAUGGCGACGCUUUAGUGUUCAGCAAAA
Messenger RNA from Drosophila mauritiana, 6549 nucleotides. Its product is annotated as acetylcholinesterase. Gene Ontology annotation, cellular component: plasma membrane. Bases 96 to 2045 code for a protein of 649 amino acids. Gene Ontology annotation, molecular function: acetylcholinesterase activity. Gene Ontology annotation, biological process: acetylcholine catabolic process in synaptic cleft; choline metabolic process. NCBI's taxonomy places the organism in Eukaryota, Metazoa, Arthropoda, Insecta, Diptera, Drosophilidae. The transcript is spliced from 9 exons. The record is from RefSeq and is a predicted model, not a curated record.